Molecule: messenger RNA, 2837 nt
Organism: Acomys russatus (golden spiny mouse)
Lineage: Eukaryota; Metazoa; Chordata; Mammalia; Rodentia; Muridae
Product: myeloid cell nuclear differentiation antigen-like protein
Exons: 6
Coding region: 339-2837 (832 amino acids)
Biological process (GO): cellular response to interferon-beta; activation of innate immune response
Molecular function (GO): double-stranded DNA binding
Source: RefSeq, a predicted model, not a curated record
CACAGCCCAUUCUCUAAACACUGCAGCCCCGCUGAUUUAACCCUUUUCCUCCACAACUGUCCCUGACCUAAGUCAUCUACUAUGGAUAGGGAGAAGAAUGUACUUGAAUUGUUUAUUAAUACAGAAGUUCUAGAUACAUUUUAAACAGUGGUACACCUUGCAUUUAGCGCUCUCUAUUUAUAACACCCAAUUAUGGACAACAUUAUCAAGUAGGGUCAUUCACUCCAUGAGAAUAUCCUGUUUUUGAAAGUGUGUGUGUGUGUGUGUGUGUGUGUGUGUGUGUGUGUUUGUAACCUUGUGUCCAUUUUUAUCUUCUAGGCGCCUCCAUAAUUUGAGAGAUGGCAAGUGAAUACAAGAAAAUUGUUCUUCUGCAAGGAUUAGAGAGCAUCGAAGACUACCAGUUUAGGACAAUCAAGUCCUUACUAAGAAAAGAACUAAAACUAACUAAAAAAAUGCAAGAUGAGUACGACAGGAUCCAGAUGGCUGACCUGAUGGAGGACAAGUUCCCAAAGGACGCUGGACUAGACAAGCUGAUAGACGUGUGCAAAGACAUUGAAGGACUUGAAGACCUUGCAGAAAACCUUAAAACAGAGAAGGCAAAAGUGAAAAAGCGAAAGAAAGGAGAAGGUAAAACUACAGUGAAAAAAAGAAAGCAAAGGGAACCAAGUAGUUCCCAAUCUCUUUCCACCAACAAUGAGUCAAGCGAGAGUAAACCCUCUUCAACGAAAAAGAGAAAACAACCCACAAAAGCUGAAGGUGGAAAGAAAAGGAUGCUUACCCAGGAACAGACUGGGCUUCCAGAGCCUUCAGGAACCAACAUACAAAAUGAUGAAAGUUGUCUCCAGACUCCUCAUAAGCCUCCACCAACACCAUCCAGCAGUUCCUCAAAGAAGGUACCACUUUUCUAUUCCCAAUGCUUACCCUUUUCAAAGCAUACCACUGGGCUCACCACAACCUUGGAAAAACUCCUCACAAAUCCCCUAAAACAAAAAAACACAGUCACCAAAAAACAUAGUAUCACAAAGACAGAGGUUUGCCAGGAAAAGCAUCAGUUUCUAGAAUUUUCAGCAACCAGCCACACCUCAGCUGUGAGUCAACACCAGACUCUACAGGGGUGUUCAGCAAUUGGUUCCAGCAGUCAUCAGAUGCCUCAGACACCUCUAAAAGCACACUUGUCUUUAAAGAUGCCUCAGGGCUCUCCAGCACCACCUUGCCAGAAAUUUUCAGUGUCUCCAACAUCAAACUCCAACGUCCAUAUGAACUCUCUUGCGCCUCCUGCACCAUUCAGUGUGGUCCUGGAUCCUCAUCUACUUUCAGCAACAGCAUCCAAUAAUGUCUGGGUCCCUCUCGUGCCUUCAGAAACAGUGUCCAGCUCUCUCAGCCCUCGCCUGAUGUCUCCAGGAACAGAGCCCAGCAGUGUCCAGGACGUUCACCUACCUACAGCAGCAGCGUUCGGUAGCACAGAGGAUCUUCACAGUCUACUAACUAUGUCCAGAAGUGUCCAAACCACUAGCGUGCCUACAGCAACUCCGACAAGCAAAGCCCGGCUUGUAAAGCCGCCUCCAGCAACAGCAUCCAGCUACGCUCAGGUCCCUCAUGCUCUUCCCGCUACAGUGUCUAGGAGCAUCUCCGCCACUCAGGUGCCUCAAAGAGCAGCAUCCAGUAUAGUUCCGUCUCUUAAAUCUGCUACCGUAAAGGCAUCUGGGAAUUCCCAGACCCCUCAAGUGUCUUCACCAGCAGUAGCUAUUAGUUUCCAGGCUUCUCCAGCAUCUCCACCAUCAACAUGCAGCAGUCUUUCAGGCCUUCGGGUACCUAUGCCAAUAGCGACAAGCAGAAUCCAGACCACUCAAAUGCAUCUAGGAACGGCUCCCAGCUGCCUCCAGGCUCUUCACGCUACUCCGCCAACUGUGUCCAGAAGUGUGUGCAACACUCAAGUGCCUCAAGGAGCAGCAUCCAGUACCGGGCAGGCCCUUCCCUGUCCUAGACGAAAAGCAUCCAGGAGUGCCCAGGCACCUCGGGUGCCUUCAGCAACAACAUCCAGCAGACUGCUGGCCCCGUGUGCAUUUCCACCAACAUCGUCCGGAAAUCUCCUGGCUCCACAGCUGUCCCCAGCAACAGCAUUCAGUGCUCUCCAGGCCUCUACAGUGCCUCCAGCAACAGCACGCAGCAGUCCAUCCAGGAUGCCAAGGAAAGGGAUUAUACCAAAGGAGCCUUCCAGGGAGGAAGGUCACCAAAAAGGACCCAAACAAGUGAUGGUGUUGAAAGUAACAGAACCAUUUAUUUACGAUAUGAGAGAAGACAAAAGGAUGUUCCAUGCUACAGUAGCUACUGAGACCGAAUUCUUCAGAGUGAAGGUUUUUGAAACAGCCCUAAAGACCAAGUUCAUCCCCAGAAAGAUCAUUGCCAUAUCAGAUUGUUUUGGGUGCAAUGGGUUUCUGGAGAUAUACAGAGAAUCCUGUGUGUCUGAUGUGAAUGUUAGCCAUGUUAUGGUUAUCUCAAAUACCCUGAGGCAAAGAGCCAAUGCAACUCCAAAAAUUUCUCAUCUUUUCACACAAGAAAAGGGGACAUUUGUGAAUGGAGAGUUUGCAGUAACUAAGAAAUAUGAGAGGGAUCAAUUCAUUUUCUAUGGAAUUGAAGAUGAUUCGGGAAAAAUGGAAGUAGUGGUAUAUGGAAGACUGACCAGUAUCAAGUGUGAACCAGGCAAUAAACUUAGACUUGCCUGCUUUGAACUGACCCCAAGUGAAGGUGAUGUGUGGCAGCUGAGGUCUGCAAGGUACAGUUACAUGAAGGUAUAUAUGCUGAGAAAUGCCAUUCUUCCUAUCAAUCAUGUUUUUUAA